This is a messenger RNA of Penicilliopsis zonata CBS 506.65, 863 nucleotides long. RefSeq lists its product as hypothetical. Bases 40 to 660 code for a protein of 206 amino acids. Gene Ontology annotation, cellular component: cytosol; membrane; cytoplasm. Gene Ontology annotation, biological process: intermembrane lipid transfer; ceramide transport. The record is from RefSeq and is a predicted model, not a curated record. The transcript has 4 exons. Gene Ontology annotation, molecular function: ceramide 1-phosphate binding; ceramide 1-phosphate transfer activity. Lineage: Eukaryota; Fungi; Ascomycota; Eurotiomycetes; Eurotiales; Aspergillaceae.
CUUACUCACUUCGACGUCUUAUUCUCUAUUAAUUCAGUCAUGGCUUCCGCUGUUAUCCCUCCCGGAGGAACCUGGUUCGACUCUAUGAAGAAGUCCUUCGCGGACGUUCCUAUCGACGCUACCAAUCAUAAUGCUAUCUCUACGACAGAGUUCCUCGAGGCUGCCGAGUCUCUGGUUGCUCUUUUUGACAUCCUCGGCUCUGUUGCUUUCAAGCCCGUCAUUUCUGAUUUGACCAACAACAUUAAAAAAAUCAGAGAUAGACAGCUCGCCGCCCCAGCUGAAUCGGAGACCCUUCAAGAUCUUGUUCGCAAUGAACUGAAGACCAAGAAGCACACCGCUACCGAGGGGUUGCUCUGGCUUAUUCGUGGCCUUGACUUCACCGCUCAAGCCCUCCGUCACAACAUCAAUGACCCCGCCUCCGAGCUAUCUGUCUCCUUCCGUGAUGCCUAUGGCAAGACCCUGAAGCCUCACCACUCUUUCGUCAUCAAGCCUAUCUUCAGCGCCGCCAUGUCUGCGACCCCGUAUCGCAAGGACUUCUAUGCAAAGCUUGGGUCUGACCCCGAAAGGGUCAACGAGGCCUUUAACCGUGAGGUUGAGUCUCUGGAGAAGGUCGUUGCUAUUCUGAAGGCUUUCCUCGACACUAAGGAGGCGAAGUGGUAACAAUACCUCGAUAAGCUGGUUCCUGAAGCACCUGGAGUGUUGGACCUUUGACCGGUUCGGGUCAUUUUAUUUCAUGCACCAUAUUCAAUGUAUUGAAGAUGUAUAUUCUCAUGUAUACAGUUAUCAGCCUACCUACCUAGGUAAGGCGGUAUAUUGUGACCUCACCAAGAGUGAAUUGAAAACGGGAUUUCUGUCGAUACCUC